AAGUCAUUCUCGCGAAUUAGAAGGGCAAAGUCGUCCUAUGGGGUUCCCUAACACUCCCGUAAUUCCGACGCUAGCUUAGAAGCGAAACUCAAAUCGAAGACCAGACCAGACCAGACCAGAUACUCCUACCCUAGAGCCUCAUCGAUCACAAGCGACGAUCCACCAGAGCCCGUACCAUCUAGGGUUCCGCCGCCAUGCCGAAGAACAAGGGGAAGGGAGGGAAGAACCGGAAGCGAGGCAAGAACGAGGCCGACGACGAGAAGCGCGAGCUCGUCUUCAAGGAGGAUGGCCAGGAGUACGCGCAGGUGCUCCGCAUGCUCGGCAACGGCCGCUGCGAGGCCAUGUGCAUCGAUGGCACCAAGCGCCUCUGCCACAUCCGCGGCAAGAUGCACAAGAAGGUCUGGAUUGCCGCUGGCGACAUCAUCCUUGUCGGCCUCAGGGACUACCAGGACGACAAGGCCGAUGUCAUCCUCAAGUACAUGCCUGACGAGGCCAGGCUCUUGAAGGCUUACGGUGAGCUUCCUGAGAACACGAGGCUCAACGAGGGCAUCGCCGGUGGCCUUGACGAGGAGGACGACGGUGCCGGUGAUGAUUAUAUUGAGUUCGAGGAUGAGGAUAUAGACAAGAUCUAGGGUUUCUGGAAGGUCGUUCUCUCUCUCUCUCUCUCCCUCCCCCCCUCGACGUUGUGUUUUAAUAUUAUAUAUAUAUAUAUAUGUCGGUGAUGAUAUAGGGAUCUUUAUAUAUUUAACUUUUCCUUUUCGAUAUUUAGGGGGAGACGGGGGGAUUUAUGUUUAAGUUUGUACUCCUUGAUGAAUUUGAAGGAAUAAUAUUGCGAUAUCUAUCAACUAUUCGCUGUUGUCAA
Diospyros lotus (date-plum) is the source of this 862-nucleotide messenger RNA. RefSeq names its product eukaryotic translation initiation factor 1A. The transcript has a single exon. NCBI's taxonomy places the organism in Eukaryota, Viridiplantae, Streptophyta, Magnoliopsida, Ericales, Ebenaceae. Gene Ontology annotation, cellular component: cytoplasm. Gene Ontology annotation, molecular function: RNA binding; translation initiation factor activity. Gene Ontology annotation, biological process: translational initiation. The record is from RefSeq and is a predicted model, not a curated record. Bases 195 to 632 code for a protein of 145 amino acids.